AUGAGAAUUUUAUCUUAAAUUCCGAUAAAUAAUUCAGUGUUAUUUAAUUAAACGUGUUAACAUACAUAACUAGAAAAAGUUAAAAUUCAGACAUUACAACCUUUUUUAGUUUUAUUGUGUGUGUUUAGUUUUUGUGCCAAUUGCCCUUUGGUCCGUUGGUGCUUUUUAAUGUUGCUAACUAUUAAUUUCAUUGAUUUAUUAAUGUUUUAAUCAAAAGUAUGUUUGUAAAUGGAACAAUUACAAUUUUGUACGGUUCACAAACAGGAAAUUCACAAGAUGUUGCUGAGAGGAUUUGGAGAGAAUCAAAACGUUUUUACUUUACUGGGUCUGUUAAACCUAUGGAUGAAUAUAAUAUAAAAGACUUAAUUGCAGAAAAGUGCGUUAUAUUUGUUUGCUCAACAACAGGCCAGGGUGAAGAACCUGAUAAUAUGAAAAUGUUUUGGAAAUUUCUUCUAAGAAAAAAUCUUCCCCUUGAUUCCCUUUCAAACCUCAAAUUUGCUGUCUUGGGUUUGGGAGAUUCAAGUUAUGCUAAGUUUAAUUUUGCAGCUAAAAGGUUGCACAAAAGAUUAUUACAAUUAGGAGGUAAAGUCUUGGUUAAUAUGGGCUUAGCAGAUGACCAGCAUGAUCUUGGAUAUGAUGCUGUGGUAGAUCCAUGGAUUGAAAAUUUGUGGAAUGAAGUAUUAAAGAUUUAUCCUUUACCUAGUAGUAUAGAACCCCUUCCUAAACACAUGAAGAUUAAUCCUAGAUGGUCUGUUUCUACAUUCUUAAAACCAAACAGCAGUCUUAGGAAUGGUUCAAUGUACUAUUCAACUCGAUCUAACAAAGAGUUUUUUGUUACUAUUAAAGAUAACUUAAGGACCACUGAUGGUUCACAUUUCCAGGAUGUUAGAUUAAUAAAAUUUCAAACAAAUGGUCAGAAAUACCAGCCUGGAGACAUUUUAGUUUUAAGGCCAAAAAAUAGACCAGAACAAGUACUUGAGUUCUUUAAAAUACUGGAGUCAAAUAAUGUAUUUAUAUCGCCAGAUACAGUAUUUAGACUCUCUGAAUUAAGUCCAGAGAUACCAGUACCUCCUGUUUUAAGACAAGAUAUAACUUUUCGCCAAUUGUGCGAAGAAUACUUCGAUUUAUCGGCCCUUCCCCGAAGGCAUUCGUUUGAAAUCCUGGCACAAUUAACUGAAAGUGAUUUGGAGCGAGAAAAAUUUUACGAAUUCACAUCAGCACAAGGACAAAACGAGUUAUAUAAUUACGUUAAUAGACCUAGACGAAAUGUAGUUGAAGUGUUGGGCGAUUUUCCCUAUGCAAUUAGCAAUAUAACACAAGAAAUGUUCUUCGAAAUACUAACACCAAUUAAACCACGAGAAUUUUCAAUUGCCAGCAGUUGCAUUGCCCACGAAAACGAAAUUCAUAUUCUCGUAGCAGUUGUAAAAUACAAAACUAAAAUGGUAAAACAACGGUACGGUUUGUGUUCAAAUUAUUUGGCUGAUUUAAAACCUGGUGAUACUGUUUCCGUAUGGACUAAAAAAGGGUGCUUUAAAUUUCCAAACGACGACAAUACUCCUAUCAUAAUGGUUGGACCAGGUACGGGGGUGGCACCCUUUAGAAGUUAUAUUUUAGACCGAGCUAAAAGGGGUACUGCAGACAGCAAUAAUUUAAUGUUAAUAUUUGGCUGUCGAAACAAAGAUAAAGAUUUUCACUGUAGAGAAGACUUUGAAAAGCUUCAUCAACAAGAAAAACUUCAACUUGUAUGUGCCUUUUCCAGAGAUCAAGACGAAAAAGUAUAUGUGCAGCAUAAAAUUAAGGAGCAUGCAGAGCAAGUUUGGGACUUAAUUAAAGAACGGAAUGCUUGUGUAUUUAUAGCGGGUAGUUCAAAGAAUAUGCCUCAACAGGUUCGCGAAGCCUUCGUCAGUGUUUGCCAGAAAUAUGGCAAAAUGUCCGAAAUUGAAGCUACCAAAUAUAUUGUUGAUAUGGAGAAAGAAAAUCGAUAUCAGCAGGAAACGUGGUCAUAAUGAAAGGUAAUACGUAGUUGAUUCAUUUAUAAUUGUGCAUGCUUGUAGUAUGAUAUUUUAAUUAAUCUGUUACUUUACUGUUUCAGUUUUAGGAAAAUAUAAACAAAAUAAUUUGUUAUUUAUA
Agrilus planipennis (emerald ash borer) is the source of this 2130-nucleotide messenger RNA. RefSeq names its product NADPH-dependent diflavin oxidoreductase 1. Lineage: Eukaryota; Metazoa; Arthropoda; Insecta; Coleoptera; Buprestidae. The transcript has 6 exons. Bases 219 to 2006 code for a protein of 595 amino acids. Gene Ontology annotation, molecular function: flavin adenine dinucleotide binding; NADPH-hemoprotein reductase activity; FMN binding. Gene Ontology annotation, cellular component: cytosol. The record is from RefSeq and is a predicted model, not a curated record.